AUGCAGCAGGCCUCGGUCUUAUUCAGUCCCAUCAAGGAUGGACGCCGGAUCCUGGGCGAAAAAAACUCCAACGCGUGCAUAUCCCCCGCCCAUCAUGGCAAACAGAUCCUCCCGGAUGCCCGAACUCCCGUGAAACGGACGCUGUUCAUGGCAGCUUCGCCAAAGAAACUACUUCCCUCGCCAAUCUUUGCAGGCCAAAAACGGACGAGAGAACAGGUGGAUGAGACCGAUGAAAACAAUGGACACGGGCAGCAGCCGCGGGGCCUCCACGACGAGAGCCUUCAAGCCACCAUGACACCUGACAGCGAAGAGUUGAAUCAUGAUUCGGACGCGCUGGAUGUCCGCGUCGCUACCCCAUCAUCACAACCAGAACGCGACCAGCGGGAUCAAAUGGACCCCGACCGAUCCCCUAACGCGUCGCAGUGCUCAGAAACAUCCUCGAUCCCUGAAGAUCCCAAUGCACGAAAGAUAUUCAUUCAAGAAGUAAGCGGGGCUCAUACCUGUCUUGCAUGCCUUGCCCGCACUUCUCUAACCAUGAUACUCCAGAAAGCCGCACUCCUCCGAAAUACCCUACAAACCGCCAUGCGUAAUGUGACCGAUCACCAGAUUGAUCGACGCGUCUCCGAGCUCGAGGCCCACAGCCGCAAAUGCCCUCGUCUUUCCUUCUCCGCGCUCUCUUCUUCUCCCAUGUCCUUCCGAAAAGCCCUCACCGUCACACCUUCUCAGAUGAAGACCCCGCGCAUUGGCUCGGCUGCAGACUUGAGCUCGACACCUUUCCAAUCUACGCCCGAUCUUCCUGCACGACCAUCAGUCAUGAUGCACACUUCAUACUCCAUAAAGACCGGGCACCGCACCCCUCCUCGCACCUUGGGAUCCCCCAUGCAAUUGAGCAGCCCUCCAGCCACAGUCCGCCAAAGUCGCAGUCGAGAAUUGGUGGACGGAGCAGAACCCGAGGGAGAUCCGGCAUCACAUGACGACUUGUCUCCGUCCCAAAGAGGCGACGCGGUAGACGGGCUGCUUAAAUUGAUGAGCACCUCGGACAGGCAUGACAACCCGGAUGCAUGGAGUGGAUAA
Messenger RNA from Penicillium macrosclerotiorum, 1074 nucleotides. RefSeq lists its product as uncharacterized. Lineage: Eukaryota; Fungi; Ascomycota; Eurotiomycetes; Eurotiales; Aspergillaceae. The transcript has 2 exons. Bases 1 to 1074 code for a protein of 357 amino acids. The record is from RefSeq and is a predicted model, not a curated record.